UUUUCUGCAGCCCGAACGCAAGCGGUAUGAAGACGACGAUGCUCCUCGGCGCGGCGCUCGCCGCGUGCGUGGCGCUGACUGGCGCCGACGUUGCGGCUGCGGCGACCGCGGCCUCCACCUCGUUUGACGCCAAGAUGGCCGAGCAGGCCAAGAACCUCCACAAGUUCAUGCCUGGCCCGACGGGUCCUGGCUUCAAGGACAAGGGCAUGACGAACCAAGGAGAUUUCGAGCAAAUGGGCCGGUUUGGCAUCCCCGACUUGAACAACCCGACGGCCGAAGACCUCACGGACCUCAACUUUGACACGGCGAUCGCCGGCGAUGCGUACGUGGCUGUCCUCUUCUACGACCCGAACAUGGACGACUUUGAGUUUGUCGGCUUGCAUUGGGAGAAGGCAAGCAUGGAGCUCCAGGAGAGCGGUCGGUCGUACACGUCGGCCUCGAUUCGCAUGGCGCGGUUCGACAUUUCCGAGCCCGAGCACGGCGAGAUUGCCGAGCUCUACCGCGUCGACAGCGACAAGCCGACGAUGCUGCUCUUCAAAAAUGGCUCGGUCGUGCAGCCGAUCGACGCGCGCGGCGGCCACACGGAGAUCCAAGCAAUCAUUCUCUCAGCGACACUGCCGGCCGUCACGCACAUUACGUCGGACGCCGAGCUCAAAAAGUGGAAGCGCCGCAAGGUGUUUCAGCACGCCAACAUCAAGUUUCUCGCCGUCACCGACGACGACGCGUCAUUGUCGUCGUUCGAGGCCGUCUGCCGCGAGAUCAAGCGCCGCGCGCCGUGCGGCUACGUCUCGGACCGUUUGCUCCUUGGCGCGAUUGACGUCGACGCCAACGCGCGCCAUUUCCUCGUCCGCGAUUUCGAUGCGCCCCGCGUCAUCCCGUAUCUCGGCACCGCCUUCACCGCCAAAGAUGCACUUGACAUGGUCGCCAACUACGACAUGCCAUUGCUGACCGACCUCGGCGACAAGGACGAGUCCCGCGUCCGCAACUUUCUCUCGCACCCAAAGACAUUCCGGCUCCUUGCAUUCUUCAAGACCGAGGCCGCCAAAGCCGCCGCGACUCCGCACCUCGAGGCUGUCGGCAACGCCUUUGGCCGCGACCUCCUUGUCGCCUACACGGUGGAGGACCCGGAAGACGCCAUGAACUUCGACUAUCAUUUCUGGGAUGUCCCGAGCAACGAGCCAGCGAUCCUCGUCGUACACAUGCGACGUGACCGCAAGUACCUCUACGCUGGCGCCGACGCGCACAGUGCCAACCAAAUGCUGACGUUUGUCCAAAAUGUACUGCGUGGCGACGUGCAGCCCAAGCUCAAGUCGCAGGCGGCGCCGACCCCCAACAACGGCGCGGUCCGUCUCCUUGUGACCAACUCGUUUGCAAAGGAAGUGUGGCAGGCGCCGCACCAAGACACACUGCUGCUAUUGACGCGCAGCGACCGCCACGGCCCGUCGCAGUGGUUCACGCAGCAGCUCGACGUUUUCGCCAAGGUCUGGCGCCGUGAGAAGCGCGUCUUGGUGGCUCGCAUGGACAUGCAGCACAACGAUCUGCUCGAGCUCAGCGACGACGAACUCGCAACGCUACCGAAGCUUCUCUACAUUUCCCGGGAGGCCAAACGUACCAAGUCGCUCGGCGCCGCGAUCCCGCAACUCUACCCGACGAUGGACGAGCUACGCCAGUUUGUGCAAACGCACCAGAGCAUGGAUCUCGCGGUCGACGAGAAGGUCUGGGCGCGCGUGUACGCGGACGACCUCGAGCUCCUGCGCCAGCACCGCGAGGCGCAGGCUGCGAACACCGACAUUGAGCACCCGGGCGACAUUUUGAAGGAGAUCGACGCCGAGAUCCAAGCCAUGCAACACAUGGCCAAGGACGAGUUGUAGAGGGGUUGCAUUACUACUUUCGGCUACUAUAAAUGACACAUGUUUUGCACACUAAAGACAAGUUGUCUUCAUUCCGCUA
Saprolegnia diclina VS20 is the source of this 1950-nucleotide messenger RNA. RefSeq lists its product as hypothetical. Gene Ontology annotation, cellular component: endoplasmic reticulum. The coding region runs from base 27 to 1871 and encodes 614 amino acids. The record is from RefSeq and is a predicted model, not a curated record. Gene Ontology annotation, molecular function: protein disulfide isomerase activity. Lineage: Eukaryota; Oomycota; Saprolegniomycetes; Saprolegniales; Saprolegniaceae. Gene Ontology annotation, biological process: protein folding; response to endoplasmic reticulum stress. The transcript has a single exon.